GCUUCUCUUCGCACUCUGGCUGCUUGCUGAUGUUCGGUCGAAGUCGUACAUUAUUUUAAAAUGGCCGUCCGCCAUGGUCACGACGGAUAACGAGCGAUAGUGUAGUGCGAGGUUUAUUCGUGAAAAAGGUGUUUCUGAUGGCGUCUGUAGUCACGUUCGCGAUCCUAAAGUCCCUGUGUUGUGUUUGGUGAACGAAAACAGUGCGACUCAGUGACGGAAGUGGCAGAAAUCCGUCCGGGAAACAUCCGCCGGAAGCGGUAUAACAGAGCAACACGCGGAAUCAGCUAAGCAAGAAUCAAUAAUUCCUACAGUGAAGAAGUGGGAAAGAAAAAAAGUGGAAAAAGUGCAAUAAUAUUAUAUUUUCUGUGUAAUCAAACAGCAGCUUGGGCAGUCAGGAAAACAGUUCAAACCUCGGAAGAAGAUAGAUAGUGACGGAGGAAACACGCGAGUGUGAAAAGAAGGCGAAAAACUCACUAGAUGAGCCAAUUUUUUUGACAGAAAACAAGUUAACCGUGCGUUGGGAGGAUAAAAAUACAUACCAGUACGAAGAGAGUGAGAUAGUUGAAGAAAAGCGUCAAAAGCUACAAAAAAUCGAGAUCAUUGUGUUCCCAACUUGUUUUCUCUGCCUAUUUUUUUUGUUUUCCGGGGCUGUACAGUUAAUUAGUGUAUUAAGAUGAACCGGAAUUUGGUGAGUCUGGAGUGUUCGUGCUGCUUUAAAACCAACUAUCGCAACGGUUGCAAUACGAACCCUGCCCGGUGUGGUUCGUCGCCGUCAUCUCACCGUCAUCGUCAUCAGCAUCCCAAAGGAGCAGCAACCGUCGUCGUCAUCGUUAGCUCGUUGUUGUCCUCGUAGUAACCAGUCGUAGUCACCACAAUACCCACCCCCCCAAUUCACGUGCACAUAGCAUACACACAAAAUACCACUGACUGCGUUUCUUGAAGACUACGCAACCGAAGACCAACAAAAGAGCAUACGCAUCCCUCGUGCCAGAGACAUUGUAACUGUUCAUAAACCCGACGAAACAGAGCUUUUGUGGUGGAAGAAACAAUUGCCGUUUGUCGAACCCCUCUUCGAAAGGAGAUUCGGUCGUCGCAGCGCUCUCCGGUUUAGAAUAUGAUAGUGAGUCGCCGAGGAGUGAAUGCUGGACCGGCAUUGAGCUUGCCAUCUACACUGGAGGACUCGACGAAUAAUUGGAAAGGAACACCUACGGGUCCCUCCGAUCCGUCACAGCAGCCCGGUGGACCGGGAGGACCUGGUGGCCCGGGUGGUGGAGGUCCCGGAGGUGGAGGCCCCGGCGGUCCAGGUGGAGGUGUCAACAGCUUUGGCGGUCCGGCGGGAGGAAACAACUUCGGCGGGCCCGUGUUUCCUGCCGCCGGUCAGGGAUCCCCCGCGGGUGGAUCCGCGGCGAACAACUACCAGAAUGUCCCUCCCGGUACCGGUUCGAAUACCCCGCAGUAUACGGCGUCUCCGGCACCAUCGGGUUCCAGUACGCCCGGUCCCGGCCCGCAAAACGUAGGCUCUGGGUUCCCACCACCGAAUGCCGGCGGAGGAGGCCCCGGUCCAUAUAAUGGUCCCGGGGGAGGUCCUGUCGCAGGCGGCCCAUUCGGUUCACCGUCCGCUAAUGGUCCACAGUUUGGCCGGCCGGGUAGUUCCGGUUCGGCGUUUGGCAGUGGACCUCACUUCACGUCACCGGGUGGCCCCGGGAGCUUCGGUGGGCCACAGUUCGGUCUACCUCCUGGGUCACCCUUCGGCCACGGGCCUAACGGUCCGCAGAUGGGCGGCCCCAUGAACCAAGGACACAUGAUGAGCGGUCCGCAGCCAGUCGAUCGAAUGGAUCAAAGGUUUGCUUACAGUCAAUUGAACGUUCCCAGAAGGCAUGCUUACUUCGGACAACCUGACUAUAGAAUAUAUGAAUUAAAUAAGCGAUUACAGCAAAGAACUGAAGAAAGUGAUAACUGUUGGUGGGAUUCAUUUGCGAAUGAGUUCUUCGAAGACGACGCAACCCUAACACUAACAUUUUGUUUGGAAGAUGGACCAAAAAGAUAUACUAUAGGACGCACACUAAUCCCUCGUUAUUUUCGAAGUAUCUUCGAAGGCGGUGUAACGGAACUGUACUUUAACCUGCGGCACUCGAAAGAGUCGUUUCACAAUACAUCCAUUACGUUAGACUGUGACCAGUGCACGAUGGAAACGCUGCACGGGAAACCUAUGUACACCAAGGUCAUUACCGAGGGACGCCUAAUACUGGAGUUCACCUUCGACGAUCUGAUGCGGAUAAAGUCGUGGCAUUUUGCGGUGCGGGCGCACCGGGAACUGAUACCCCGCUCAGUAGUGGCAAUGCACACCCAACAGCCGGACCCGUCGAUGCUGGAGCAGCUGACGAAGAAUAUCACCCGGCAAGGAAUUACCAACUCGACACUAAACUAUCUGCGCCUAUGUGUGAUACUAGAACCUAUGCAGGAAUUAAUGUCUAGGCACAAAGCGUACGCGCUGAGUCCGCGAGAUUGUCUCAAAACUACGCUGUUCCAAAAGUGGCAACGGAUGGUGGCACCGCCGGACGCGCAACGACCCGCCAACAAGCGAAGAAAACGCAAGGGAUCCAGUUCCGGCGCGGGCGCGGGCAACGCUGGACCACCGGCGCCGAGUAAAAAACGAUCACCGGGACCGAACUUUUCGCUGGCGUCGCAGGUGGACGUAAUGGUGGUAGGUGAACCGUCCCUGAUGGGCGGCGAGUUUGGCGACGAAGACGAACGGCUCAUUACCAGGCUAGAAAACACGCAGUACGAUGCGGCCAAUUCCCUCGAGCACGAUAGUCACAACGCGUUCGGCGGCCAUAACGAUUCGCCGAUGACGGGUCCGGGCGGCCCUGGCGGUCCCAACUCGUGGCAGGUGGACCGGGGAGGCGGCCCCGGGGUGCCGAACAACAGUGGACCGGCCAGUCAGGAUUCGGACAAGAAGAGCCCCUCGGUGUCCCAGUGACAGUUGUAAUAUUAUAGGGUGAAGGAGGAGAACCCGUAGAGCAGAGCGGAGCGCACCCUAGCUGCUGCAGAGCUCUACAGACCGUAGCCCUCCCCUACCGCCACGGAACCGUGGCACCGUGUGUGACCGACGACCGUGCGCGCAUACAUACCAAGAAUUAGACGCAACAGAAAGAAACAAAAACCGGAAGCGAACCGAAGCAACGGCAACAACAACAACCGAAUGCUCAUCUUCUCUGCACGAAUUCCCGUCGGGGUCUUAAUCCGGUAUCCGGAUUAACCGACGGCGACGUGGGACGGGUAGCAUGCGCCAUCAUUAUCCAUCGGUGCCGGAUUCGGACGUUCGGGGGAGAGCUGUCCGCGACCGAAUCCGGAACCCUUUAGUUUCGUUCUCCUGCGGCUUACAAGAUUUCCUAGUGUUUAUCGAGCGAGCGAGUUUUUUUUUUCUCGGACGUGAUGCUCCGAUAUUUGGUAUUUGGGGUUGAUGGGAUAGCGACCAUCACACACUGCCGGAAGGUUAGGUGGUUGCGAGUGUUAAGGUUUAGGUUUGGAUAGGGAUGUUCUGUUGUUCAUUGAUUGCGGCCACUGGAUAGCUUUCAUAAUUUCAAACAGCUUUUAUCGGGAUUUUUGUUGCGUGACGUAGUUUCAAGGAUUUCUUUCCGGGAUUCUUCUUGGAUUAUUUUUUCUGUAGUUCCUUUAAUUUCCUGUAAUUUACUCCCGGAAUUUCCGAAAUGUGUCCCACCGGGAUUAUUCCCGGAGUUUCAUCCGAGAUGUUCUUUCAGUUAAUUCUCUUAGUGGCUUUCCUUGAUGGCUUUUGCAGUUUUUAUUUUGCGAGAUUUUUGCAAGAUUUUUGAACGAGUUUUUGCAAUAACUGUUUCCACUGAUUCCCAGAAUUCAUUCUGGAAUUCGUCUCAGGAUUUCUCUCGAAAUUGAAUCCAUGAUUCUUCUUUGCAUUCCUUCCGCGAUUCCUCCUUGGACUUCUACUGCGAUUCCUUAUUGUAAUUCUUCCGCAGUUUCUCUCAAAAUUCUUCCCGCGAUUUCUUUCGGAGUUCCUCCUUGAAUUUUCCGGUAUUAGGGUAGUGGACGUAUUUUGGCCCGGGCAUGUAUUUUGGCCCACCCUGGGAUUUUUGUUGCAUUUAUCAUAUAAUCUCUACAAAAUCUUAGCAAUAGAUUAUAGGAAGUUCCAAUAAUCAUUUGCCAAGAUUUUGUAGAUAUUAUAUGAUAAAUGUAACAAAAAUCCCAGGGUGGGCCAAAAUACGUCCACUAACCUACUUUCCGGUAUUGCUUCCGGGAUUUCCAGAAAUUGUUCCUGGAAUUUAUACCAGAGUUGUUCCCAAGAUUUCUGUAGUUUUUCUGUGUUUCCAAUUUUUUUUUUGCUGGAUUCCUUCCGCAGAUCCCUCCAAAAUUUAUUCAAAGUUUUUUUUAGGGAUUCCUCUUAGUGGUUUUCUGGAAUGACAAUUUAGCAGUUUCUUCCGGGAUUGUUCCGAGAUUUCUCCAGAUGUUCUUCCAGGGGUUACCGGGAUUUCUCUUAGUGUACCUCAGGGAUUUCAACAGUAGCUCCUUCCGUGAUUUUUCUUAGAGGUUUUCAUAUUUACUCCUGAAAUUUAUCUUAUAUUUUGUUCCGAGAUUAGUUCUCAUUUUUUAGAGAUUUUCCGGUUUUUCCUUAGGAUUUAUUCCGCAAUUCCUCUCGAGAUUAUUUCAAUAAGUCUUCCCGGAGUAUCUCUUAAGAUUUCACCUGGAUUCCCUCAGAUAUUUGCCCGGAAAUUUCUUACAAGGAUCCUAGGAGGUAUUCCGAGAAAAAAACUCCUGGAGGAAAACCCCUGCAAGAACUGCGGGUGUAACUAUUAGAGAAAUCCUAAAAGAAACAUCCAUAAUCAGGCACACUUUUCUAUAGUGAUACAGGGAAGAACUCCGGGAGUAAUCCCGGGAAUAUCUCUAAGCAAAUCUCAGGAGGAUUACUGCAAGAAAUUCUGGGAUAAAUUGCGAGGAAAAGUCUGGAAAAACCUCUGUAAGAAAUUGCUGGAAGAACUUCACGAGAUAUAUCAGCAAAAGAUCCUGCAAAUUUCACAAAAAAGUACUCCGGAAGAAACCCCGUGAAAAUCUCGAAAGGAGUCCAAGAUAAAUCCUAAGAAACUCUAAGAGACAUCCCGGGCGCAACACACGUAGCUAAUUCUACGAGAAACAUCGACAGAGAUCUCAGGUGAAACUUCUAGAGAAAUCCUGCGAGAACCUCUAAGAAAUUCAAUUUGCACAAAUUUUUGGAUCAACUCCGGGAGAAUUCCCGUGAGGACUCUGGGAGGAAUACAGGGGAAUCCUCUGUAAGAAAUCGCGAGAGCAAUUUCUGCAGAAAGUGCGUGACAAACUCCUGUAGAAAUUCUGAAAGCAGCUCCAAAAGAUAUCCCAGGAAUAACUUUUGAGAGAAUCCCACGAAAAACUCUGGGAGAAAAACUUCUGGGGAAACCCCGGAAAAAAUCGAAAGGAAUUGCGGAAAAUUACUCAAGAGGUAUUCCUUGAGAAAAACUAAGACUACAUCUGUGAAAUAUCCUGGGAGAAACAAUUGUAGAAAUUCCGGUCGAAACUCGAUACAAAAGCUCACGAACAAUUCUUGAAGAAAUUAUCAACGGAACUCCGGAAGAAAUCCCGUGUAUGACAAUACAGAGAAAACCUCUGAAUCCCGAGCAUGGCUUCUGCAGAAUCAUCGUAAUAAACUCCGGGAGAAUUUCUGGGAGCGGGAGGUACUCUAGUGGAAAUCCCAAGAAUAGCUCUUGUAGAAUUUUGGUGAAAUCCCACAACAAGCUCUGGGAGAAAUCCAAGGAAAAACUCUCGGGAAAAUCUCGGGAAGCACACCGGAUGGAACUGUGGGAAAUCAUUUCAGAGUAAUUCCUGGAGAAACUCGGAGACAUCUGAGAAAUAUACAUAUCUGAUAAAUAAACAGUGGAAGUAAGCCGACAAAAAUUUCUUGGAGAAAACAAGGAAUUUCAGCGAGCAAACUUCGUGACUUUAGGAGCAAUACCUGUGGAAGAAAUCCUGCAGGAUGAAAAACUCCAGGAGAAAUCAGGAACCCUGGAAGAUUCUUAAGCAAAACCCUGAAAAAAAAAAUGCUACAAUCUUGGAGAAAUUCUGGUGGAAAUCUGGGAGGAAUUCAAGGAAAACUAAGAAAAAUGCCGAGAAAAAAUAUGGUAUUUUGGAAGCAAUCCUGGAAGGCAUUUGAAAAGGUGUAUCUCUUAAAGAAUACCAGGCGGUAUUUCUGGAGAAAUCCUCGUGGAGAAGUUUCUGGAAGAUUAUAAACAUCCUGAUUCAUCCUCGUUUGGUUAUUUGGGGUUCGUCCUUUUAAACUAUUUCCGCUUUGGUAUCACAUUUGGCAUAAUGCCAUUCGACACAUUCACCCUCAUUCUUGUUUUCGAUCGAAUCCACUUUGAAACGUAAAUCGCUCGCAAUCCCGUUUACGCCAGAAAAAUCAAAUGCGAUACGGGUUUGAACAAAUCGAAUACGUUCGAAAAUCAAUACGUCCGUAAAAAAGAUUGAGGGUGAAUACCGUUUGGUAUAAUACCGUUUUUUACGUUUACAUUGAAGUGGUUUUUCCAGUCUUGACAAAAUUUAAACAUGUAUAGAUGUUUAAUCUUGUUCGACGUUUCGGUCACAUUUGACGCCUUCCUCAGGUAGAGUCCUUAGUUAUUUAUUUUAUUGAAGGGUUUUACAUGGUUAACUAUUGACUGUUUUUCACAUUAUGCCAAACUAAUUAACCCAUUUGGACAUUAUGCCAAAGAUAAUUAUGCGAAACAGCUUUAUGCCAAAUGGGAUACUCCCUCCGCUUUUCAACUUUUUCUGUUUUCCGACGGGUCUGUGUGUCAUUCGACGCAAAUGUCGUAUGGUAUUAGGUCAUUAUGCAUAACGCGCAUUUGACGUAAUGGUCAUUUGGCAUAAUAAACACUAGGCAUAAAAAAAGAACGUGAUAUAGACAUUUGGUUUAAAGUUAUUUGGUAUAAGGUCGUUUGGCAUGACGUUCAUUUGGCAUAAUCGAAAUGCACAAUUCUUAAUUAUGCCAAGAGUCCAUUAUGACAAAUGUCUUUAUGCCAAAUGACACAGACUCAAAAAUAACGGUGCAUUACGAUUAUGCCAAAUGUCCGUAAUGGCAAAUGGCCGUUAUACCAAAUGAUCUUAUGCCAAACGAAUUAAAUUUCCCGCUCCGUUUUCCGAUCAUGCAACCUUAAACUACUAUUUUGGUAGUUCAUCCUAUGCGCUAUCGGCGUUAUAGGAAAUAGCAAUCAAUGAACAUCAGUACAUCUAUCAACAAUGGACACAAUACUAUCAUAAAAACAGUAACCGAAUGCUGUGGAUAGUGUGUAAUAGUUUCGAGAGGAAUUUUGCAAUAUGAAUACCAUGUAGUUUUUGUUUGUUUCUUCUGUACAACAAAAAAAAAGAUUAGGCGAACAGGAUGGGUAGGACGGGAUCGAGGAAGAUUCCUAGACAUUGGCGAGAUGGAAAAUGUUAGUGUAUAUCCUAAAGUAAUGUAACUACAACCCGGGGUUACUUUUAGACAAAAAGAAAAUGGGACGUUGUCAGCAGUAGAGUCGGAGCAGAGCAAUGUGUUGAAAUCCGCGGAACGAGAACGAAAGCGAUCGUGUGCGUGCGUGCAAAUGUGUUGACGAAACCAAUCCUUAAACUUAGGUGUAAAUCUUAAUCGCGCGGUGUAAAUGUGGGAAUCUACUACUAUUCGUUUUUAGUUCUUUAUUUUCCUCGUGGAAAUGAAUGUCGAGUGAGAGUAUACAUGGGACUUACUCGUAAGAAUACCUUUAGUUCGUUUAUAUUUUUCGAUUAUUUAUUUAAAAAAAUACAUGCUAAAACCGAAAACCACAAAUCAAUGAAUGGCUCUCCUAGGAAAGUCACUUGAAUGGGGCGUGUUAAAUUUGUUUGGAUAUCAACUACUUUGAGGACAACAAAAAUGCCAUUUUAUCAUGGCCAACACAGUCGAUGUACCAGAUCCACCUACAUCAAAAAUUUUGUAUAAAAAAUCAUCAAAGAAAACAUCCAAUGUACUGCUCUAAAACUAUUCAAACUCACAAAUUUAUAAACAGGAACUAAAAUGCGAUAUGGAAUUCUGUAAACAGGUAACAAGACACAAAACAACAUUUAAACAUCCCAUAGGAAAAUUACACUCUUUGAAAAUACAGACACAUAGACAACAUACACACAAGAAUGCACACUGUAAUAACAUUAAAAUCAGAAGAAAAAAAACUAUCAGAAUGCUGAAAAUGGGCGAUGCGAGUGCAGAAAACUACCCGAAUGAGAAAGUACUAGUGUAUCUUAAAAAAAGUCUAGUAUUUUAAUGUAUUAAACAUAGGAAAAUUAAAGAAAACUAUUCUCUAAAAAGAAUGCAACAAACAGAAAAAAAAACAAGUGGUUAAAAGUAAAUAUAAAUAAAAGGCGUUUUCAGGCAAGCCACCAGACAAGAGUAAAGCAAAAAAAAAGUGGAAAACUAAAUUAUUUUAAUCAUGAAUCUCUUUUUACAAAAACCCAGAAAAUCACGACAAAAAGAGGACUUACCCCCGUUGAGCGAACAAAAGAAAGAAUAAUGAACCCGGAAUAUUAAACGAUACACGUGUAAAAAGGUAAAUACUCUAAAAAGUAAGCAAAAAAGCGAAUGUACAUUGACAAAACCAGAAAUGAAUUCAACCUAAUAAAACAAAAAAAAAAUGGAAAGAAAAUAGCGAAAACCAACGGCAGAAAAAAGGAAACCACUGAAAUAACCUAUCGGAAAGCGAAUUGUUUAUAAAUCGGGGAACUAAAAUAAACCGGAAUCAUUCUGUGAACAGUAGUAAUUGGCAAAUCGGAACAAUAGCAAACAGCAAAAAAAAAAACAAAAGAACAACAGAAGACGGUAGAGAAUAAAGUAACCGAAAGAGAUGAAGAGAGAAGAGAAAAAAAAAACAUCGUCAGUAUUUGUUAUAUAAACAAUCAUUAAGAAGAAAAAGAGUGAUCAUUAAGGAAAAAUCAUUAUUUUUACGUGUAUAUCUUAUUAUUAAAAUUAUUAUUGUAAUUUAAAGAAAAAGGAAAUAACAGAAAAAAGUGUUAGUAAAUCAUAAUUUUACGCGAAAAAAAAAAACAAUGAACAUCCAAAUUU
This is a messenger RNA of Aedes albopictus (Asian tiger mosquito), 9100 nucleotides long. It is a transcript of the gene Chi, whose product is annotated as LIM domain-binding protein 2. The coding region runs from base 1115 to 2980 and encodes 621 amino acids. Gene Ontology annotation, molecular function: LIM domain binding. The transcript is spliced from 10 exons. Gene Ontology annotation, biological process: nervous system development; negative regulation of transcription by RNA polymerase II; positive regulation of transcription by RNA polymerase II. NCBI's taxonomy places the organism in Eukaryota, Metazoa, Arthropoda, Insecta, Diptera, Culicidae. Gene Ontology annotation, cellular component: transcription regulator complex; nucleus. The record is from RefSeq and is a predicted model, not a curated record.